This is a messenger RNA of Mollisia scopiformis, 876 nucleotides long. RefSeq lists its product as uncharacterized. The transcript has 2 exons. Bases 1 to 876 code for a protein of 291 amino acids. The record is from RefSeq and is a predicted model, not a curated record. Lineage: Eukaryota; Fungi; Ascomycota; Leotiomycetes; Helotiales; Mollisiaceae.
AUGGCCGACUCAACAUGCCCAAAGCCAGAUUGCAUCGACAGCCCGCUCGUCUCAGCAGCCAGCAUCAUGGGGAUCAUGACCUUCAUAUACGCUGUGCUGGCCGGUAUAUUCGUCGCCUACAUCCAAGCCAUGACCACGGCCUCGGAGCUGGGGGACUUAACUCUCUCCUUUGAAUCAACGCAGAGACAACUCGAAGCAUGUCGGCGAAAGAUGGGGUAUUUCAACGAAGUGUUGCCAAAGGGCGCUACGCGGGAAGAGCUGUAUCACCUUUAUGGGAUUCUGAGACGAGGCGAAGAGAUCGUCGAUGAUCCGAAUACGAAGAAGAUGUUGAAUAAAGUUAGUCAGUAUAACCACUUUAACAAGUCGAAGCGGUUGAGGUCCAUGGUUGCUGGGAAGGCGAUGAAGGAUGCGAUGGAUGGAAGGUUGAAGGCCGCUCAGCGGGUUGUGAGUGAGGUGCAGCUUGGUUUGAUUCAAUUGAAACAAGACAUCAUCAACGCAGAUCAGAUUGCUCGCUCGAAUGCCUUGUUCAAUAUGAUGCUAGACGCCAGCAAAAGACCCAGCUCCGACGAAAUAGCACGCUCAGCAGCACUCUCUUCAAUGCCUCAAGACCUCAACAUGAGACCCAACGGGGCAGAUUCCUCAGCACCGUCUUCGUCUGACCUCGAAUACCCUUUCGGGCCAAGAUUUCAAACGAAGCCCGAGGAUCAGCAGAACACCAACGAAAACGAGAAAUCGGCUAUCCUGUUAAGGUCUCAGAUGAUGACCUCGGACGGUGGGAGAUCGGAUCCCGCUGACCGUGAGGCGGCUGAGGAUCCGUUGGGCAAAUUGAUGCGAGCACGAACGAUGUCGGUGUCAGGACUCGGCAAUGAGAAAUAA